AUGCAGUUCACCGCCGCCAUCGUCGCUUUCGCCGCUGCCUCCGUGGCCAGCGCUUCGGCCGUCUUCAAGGCCUCCGACUUCAGCGCUUCGUGCAUUCCCCACAGCGCUCAGUGCGUCUACGAGUUCGGCAUCAUCCAGGCCGGCAACGGCGAGACCAUCCCCGUCAAGUGCCGCGCCCAGGUCGUCAGCGACGGCUCCCUGCCCGAGAUCACCGACGGCACCUGCGAGGAGUCCUCGCGCACCUUCACCGUCGCCAAGGCCGACGGCGGCCUCGUCCUGACCGUCACCCAGCCCGUGACCCCCUCCUCCAACCAGAGCGGCAAGCACACCAUCCCCGCCUCCGAGCUCGAGGUCGAGCAGACCGGCGCCUCCAGCCAGCAGAAGUACAUUGGCGCCGCGGCUUUCGACCUCGAGUAA
Molecule: messenger RNA, 417 nt
Organism: Diaporthe citri
Lineage: Eukaryota; Fungi; Ascomycota; Sordariomycetes; Diaporthales; Diaporthaceae
Exons: 2
Coding region: 1-417 (138 amino acids)
Source: RefSeq, a predicted model, not a curated record